AUGGCCCCUCGACGCAAGUGCCAUAUAUGCGGCUCAAAACAAUGGCACAAGGAACCCACGAGUGGUAUCGUUACCUGCAGCGAAGGACACGUCCUUCUGAACUACCGCACUGAAACGCACGAGGUCACCGAGCUGGGACCUCAUGCCGUCAGGAAGCGCACCCUCAAGUCCGGGAGGAAGAAAAAGGAGCGACAGAGCAAGGCCGAUCCGAAAAUCUACCAUGGCGAGCGGGCACGCUGCCAUUACUUCCAGUGUUUGCAGGUCCUGUUGCGUAUGCAAGCAGCCGCUCUAAUCCGCGUGUGGGAGCUUCCCCCAGAAUUUGAGUUAAUCUGCAGGGACGUUUGGGCUCUGAAUCUUGCCUUGCUCCCGACUCCGCCGAGCCCAGAGCCUUUGCUACACGCACUUGACGGCUCCGAGGAGGAUCACGCGUCGAAAGCAAGCCUUUCCCCGCGACCAUCACCCGAAGCGGACGAGGGGAACGAAGGGGAAGACAUCGCGGACGGCAGCAACGCAAACCAGUCAUCAAGCUCGUCUGGCUCCUCUUCAGGCUCUGAGCCAGAUGAUGAAGAGCUCGAGGAGCUCAUGCGAGAGAACUCCGAAACCCCGUCUGAUGAUGAUGACGAACCUACGAGCACUCCUAAGCCAAGGCCGAGCGCGAGAACGCCACGGAAACGGCGUACAUUUGGCCGCUAUGACACCCCUGCAAGUACAAUCUCAUGCCUAGUCGUCGCCUGCUGGACGUUACGGCUCCCGGUGAUGUAUGUGGACUUCGUAAGAUCUAUAGAGAGCUACGACUUGCCAUACCUCGAUCCUCUGAGACUGCUCCCCGAGAGCAUGACAUCCCAUCUCAGGAAGAACACCGUGCAGGCACUAUCUCCCCACCACCCGCCCUCGCCUCUACACCUUCACCGACUAGCCUCUCGUCUGGCACGACUGAUGUAUUCCACCUACGACAUCUACACUCCAGAGAUGAAUGCCGCGCCCAUUUUGUGGAGAUCCGUCCGCUAUCUCCACGGCACUCCCCUGAUAUAUGUCUUGACGAAGAGGCUCGCGCGGCUGGUAUCCAUUCCACUAACUCUGCAUCGGUCUCUGGCGCCCGCCCUGGUGCGCACUAAGAAGCGCGACCCAACAUUCCACAAACAGGACGGCGCGGUUCCCGAAGUUGCGCUCGCGUCAGCGGUUAUAGUGGUCAUGAAACUGGCAUACGGUUUGGACGGGUCGUCUAGGCAUCCUCAGAACGCAGAAGACCCUGCGCGUGCUCUGCCCGCCCUCUCCGAACUCACUAGGGCUAUCCGGAAUUCAGAGGAGGCGCGCGAGGCGGUUGUUUCUCCUAUGUCCACGCAACGCCACAGGUACGCAUACUCGGUGCUUGAUAUGAACGACCAGAUGCUGGAUGAUUACCUGCAAUUCUGUGAGAAAGCCCUUCUCCCCCGAGAAGACCGAAUGCCCGCACGUAAUGUCACCACGACAAAUUUUCCCUUGCCCGAGAACUCCGCUUCGCGCACCACAGAUAGUGACCGGAUGUUUCCCGCGCAAGCAGACAGGGUCCAUCCCACAAUGAACGCGACUAUGGUCGAUGACAGCGCGGACGCGCUGAGGCCUGGACAGCACUAUCCGAUCUACAACACACAAGAUAUUCUAGGCACUGUUCCCGAGGACCUAGAACUAGUGGUCGCGCGGGCUGCACGCUGGGCGGGCGUAGACGAGGAUUAUGUCCUCGGCGUAGUCGAACGAUUUGAGAGACGGGUCUUGCGGUGGUGGGAAAACGUCAAGCGGAAGGAACGACAUGCGAGGUCUUCCGCUUCAGAGUAG
Molecule: messenger RNA, 1812 nt
Organism: Trametes versicolor FP-101664 SS1
Lineage: Eukaryota; Fungi; Basidiomycota; Agaricomycetes; Polyporales; Polyporaceae
Exons: 10
Coding region: 1-1812 (603 amino acids)
Biological process (GO): RNA polymerase I preinitiation complex assembly; nucleolar large rRNA transcription by RNA polymerase I
Cellular component (GO): RNA polymerase I core factor complex; RNA polymerase transcription factor SL1 complex
Molecular function (GO): RNA polymerase I core promoter sequence-specific DNA binding
Source: RefSeq, a predicted model, not a curated record